AUGGCGAAGACUGCCAAGGUCAAGAAAAGAGGUCCGUAUCACCUGCACAUCGGCUUUGCGACACACAGCUGAAUUUUCAUUGCAGAAGUUUCAAUCCACUCUCGCGCAGCUCGACGAGGCGCAUCUCCUCCGCCGAAAGACCUUGCGGCACGAGCGAAGGCCGAAGAGACCGAAUACAAACCAUGGCUACAUAACGCACAAAAUGCCGGAGUCAGCAAGAAAAAGAAGACCAAGACACUCACCCACCAACAGCGGUUGCGUCAACAGCGUGCUACGGAAAAGGCAGAUGCAAAUGUCGACAAGCUGGAAAAGAAGGUCGCAGACAGCAAGGUUCGCGGCAAGAAAGUUAGCUCGAGAGGGAUUGACUGGGAGGAGUUGAACGAGAAACUGGAAAGCAAGAAGAGAGCUGAUGAGGCUAAAGAGGCUGCGCAAAAGUCUGGGAAGGACGGUGCGAUGGGUGGGCAGGAUAUUGUUCUGCCGGAUCUGGAGCAGCCGCUGGCCAUACGGAGUGCUGAGACGUCGAGCGCUGAAGAUGAGGCUCCGGCAGCUCUGGAAAACACAAGCCUGGAGCAGCAACAGGCAGUUGUCUUGGAUCCUGAGGAGGUCGAUGAGGUGCUGUGA
Molecule: messenger RNA, 621 nt
Organism: Lecanosticta acicola
Lineage: Eukaryota; Fungi; Ascomycota; Dothideomycetes; Mycosphaerellales; Mycosphaerellaceae
Source: the annotation of a GenBank genome assembly